AUGUCGUGGCAAUGGCGGCGACGGCAGUGGCCAUCCCCUCUCCUCCUUAUCCUCAUCGUUCUUCAUCUCGUCUCUUCCUCUUCCGCCAUUGAUUUUCUCUACAAUUCCUUCAGCUCCGUAACUAACAGAACCGACGUAAUCCUCAUCGAAGAUUCCCGCGUAGAAUCCACCGUAAUCAGCCUCAUCAACGACUCCGAUCCACUCUCUUUCGGCCGUGUUUUUUACCCACAAAAACUCACAAUUAUACCCGAUCCAACCCGAAACCCGACCCGACUCUCAUCUUUCUCAACUUCCUUCGUCUUCUCCAUUCUCCCUGACAUAUCCACAAGUCCUGGCUUCGGCCUCUGCUUCGUCCUCUCCAAUUCCACCUCUCCUCCAAAUGCUAUCUCCAGCCAAUACUUCGGUCUCUUCACUAACGCCACAGUCAGAUUCAACGCUCCUCUCCUCGCCGUCGAAUUCGACACCGGUAGAAACUCUGAAGUAAACGAUAUCGACGAUAACCACGUCGGAAUUGAUCUUAACAACAUUGAAUCCACCACAUCCGUAACCGCUGGCUACUACGAUUCUGUUAAUGGAAGCUUCGUUCGCUUUAAUAUGCGUAACGGAAACAACGUUCGAGCUUGGAUCGAUUUCGAUGGCCCUAACUUUCAGAUCAACGUUUCCGUCGCUCCCGUCGGUGUGCUUCGACCUCGCCGGCCAACUCUUACUUUCCGUGAUCCUGUUAUUGCUAAUUAUGUCUCGGCAGAUAUGUAUGCUGGCUUCUCUGCUUCCAAAACCAAUUGGAAUGAAGCUCGAAGGAUUCUAGCUUGGAGCUUGAGUGAUACAGGAGCUCUUCGAGAGAUCAACACUACGAAUUUACCUGUUUUCUUCCUGGAAAACUCUUCUUCUUCUCUUUCCACUGGAGCAAUCGCUGGGAUCGUUAUCGGUUGUGUUGUCUUCGUAGCUCUAAUCGGAUUUGGGGGUUAUUUGAUUUGGAAGAAACUAAUGAGAGAGGAAGAAGAAGAAGAGAUCGAGGAGUGGGAGUUAGAGUUUUGGCCUCACCGUUUCAGCUACGAAGAACUCGCUGCAGCUACGGAGGUUUUCUCUAACGAUCGUCUGCUUGGAUCUGGAGGAUUUGGUAAAGUUUACAGAGGAAUUUUGUCAAACAACAGUGAGAUUGCUGUUAAAUGCGUGAAUCACGAUUCGAAGCAAGGUUUGAGAGAAUUUAUGGCGGAGAUCUCGAGUAUGGGUAGGUUACAGCAUAAGAAUCUAGUUCAAAUGAGAGGAUGGUGUCGCCGGAAAAACGAGCUGAUGCUUGUCUACGAUUACAUGCCAAACGGAAGUCUUAAUCAGUGGAUCUUUGAUAAUCCUAAAGAGCCAAUGCCGUGGAGGAGAAGGCGUCAGGUGAUUAACGAUGUUGCGGAAGGGCUUAAUUAUCUCCACCAUGGAUGGGAUCAAGUGGUGAUUCAUAGAGAUAUCAAAUCAAGUAACAUUCUUUUGGAUUCUGAGAUGCGUGGGAGGCUUGGGGACUUCGGUUUAGCUAAGUUAUAUGAGCACGGUGGGGCUCCAAACACGACUCGCGUGGUGGGCACGUUAGGGUAUUUGGCUCCGGAGCUUGCGUCUGCUUCGGCGCCUACGGAGGCGAGUGAUGUGUAUAGUUUUGGUGUGGUGGUGUUGGAGGUUGUUAGUGGGAGGAGACCGAUAGAGUACGCGGAGGAGGAAGAUAUGGUGCUUGUGGAUUGGGUUAGGGAUUUGUACGGUGGAGGAAGAGUGGUUGAUGCAGCGGACGAGAGAGUAAGGAGCGAGUGUGAGACGAUGGAGGAAGUUGAAUUGUUACUCAAGUUAGGUCUGGCUUGUUGUCACCCUGAUCCAGCUAAGCGGCCGAAUAUGAGAGAGAUCGUUUCACUACUGCUUGGCUCACCACAAGAGGAUUUGUUGACUGGGCUCACGCCGGCCGCCGCCGCGGCAGACUCCACGGCUGCUCACGCAUGA
This is a messenger RNA of Arabidopsis thaliana (thale cress), 1971 nucleotides long. Its product is annotated as Concanavalin A-like lectin protein kinase family protein. The transcript has a single exon. Gene Ontology annotation, cellular component: plasma membrane. Gene Ontology annotation, biological process: cell surface receptor protein serine/threonine kinase signaling pathway; defense response to oomycetes; defense response to bacterium. The record is from RefSeq and is marked reviewed. Bases 1 to 1971 code for a protein of 656 amino acids. Gene Ontology annotation, molecular function: protein serine kinase activity; carbohydrate binding; protein kinase activity. Lineage: Eukaryota; Viridiplantae; Streptophyta; Magnoliopsida; Brassicales; Brassicaceae.